Molecule: messenger RNA, 1497 nt
Organism: Phycodurus eques (leafy seadragon)
Lineage: Eukaryota; Metazoa; Chordata; Actinopteri; Syngnathiformes; Syngnathidae
Product: trichohyalin-like
Exons: 2
Source: RefSeq, a predicted model, not a curated record
AAAGAAGAGAAGAGAAAGAAGAGAGAAGAAGAAAGAAGAAAGAGAAGAAGAGAAAGAGAGAAGAAGAGAGAGAAGAGGAAGAAGAAGAGAAGAGAGAGAGAGAAAGAGAGAAGAAGAAGAGAAGAAAGAAAGAGAGAAGAGAGAAGAGAAGAAGAAAGAGAAGAGAAGAGAGAAGAGAAGAAGAAGAGAAGAAGAGAAGAAGAAAGAAGAGAAGAAGAGAGAAGAGAGAAGAAGAGAGAAAGAAGAGAAGAAGAGAAGAAGAGAAGAAAGAGAAAGAAGAGAGAAGAAGAAAGAAGAGAAGAGAGAAGAGAAGAGAGAAGAGAAGAAGAGAAAGAAGAGAAGAGAAGAGAAGAAGAGAGAAGAGAAGAAGAGAAGAAGAGAGAAAGAAGAAGAGAGAAGAGAAGAAGAAGAAGAGAGAAGAGAAAGAAGAAAGAGAAGAGAAGAAAGAGAGAGAGAAGAAAGAGAGAGAAGAGAAGAGAAGAAAGAAGAAGAGAAAGAGAGAAGAGAAGAAGAGAGAAAGAGAAGAAAGAAAGAAGAGAGAAGAAGAAGAGAAAGAAAGAGAAGAGAGAGAGAAGAGAGAAGAAGAGAAAGAGAGAGAAGAAAGAAGAGAAGAAGAGAGAAGAGAAAGAGAAGAAGAGAGAAGAGAGAAGAAGAGAGAGAAGAGAGAGAAGAGAAGAGAAAGAGAGAAGAGAAGAAAGAGAAGAAGAGAGAGAAGAGAAAGAGAAGAAGAAGAGAGAGAAGAGAAGAAGAAGAAGAGAAAGAGAAGAGAGAGAAAGAAGAGAAGAAAGAGAGAGAAGAGAGAGAGAAAGAGAAGAAGAGAAGAAAGAGAGAAAGAAGAAGAGAAGAGAGAGAGAAAGAAGAGAAGAAGAAGAGAGAAGAGAAGAGAAAGAAGAGAGAAGAAGAAGAGAAGAAAGAAAGAGAGAGAAGAGAAAGAAGAGAAGAGAGAGAAGAGAAGAGAAAGAGAGAGAGAAGAAGAAGAGAAGAAAGAAGAGAGAGAGAAGAGAAGAAGAGAAGAGAAAGAAGAGAAAGAGAAGAAGAAGAGAAGAGAAGAGAAGAGAGAGAAGAGAAGAAGAGAGAAGAAGAGAAGAGAGAAAGAGAAGAGAAGAAGAGAAAGAAGAGAGAAGAAAGAGAAGAGAGAGAAGAGAGAGAAAGAAAGAAAGAAGAAAGAGAGAAAGAAGAAGAGAAAGAAGAGAAGAGAAGAAGAGAGAAGAAAGAGAGAAGAGAGAAGAAAGAGAGAAGAAAGAGAAGAGAAGAGAGAAAAGAGAAGAGAAGAGAAGAGAAGAGAGAAAGAAGAGAAGAGAGAGAAGAGAAGAAAGAGAAGAGAAGAGAAGAGAGAAGAAGAAAGAAGAGAAGAGAAAGAGAAGAAAGAGAAGAAGAAGAGAGAAGAAGAAGAGAGAAGAGAAGAGAAAGAAGAGAAGAGAAGAGAAGAGAGAAGAGAAGAGAGAAGAGAGAAGAAGAAGAGAAGAGAAGAAAGAAGAGAGAGAGAAGAGAGAAGAA